Messenger RNA from Chironomus riparius, 1094 nucleotides. NCBI's taxonomy places the organism in Eukaryota, Metazoa, Arthropoda, Insecta, Diptera, Chironomidae. The record is from the annotation of a GenBank genome assembly.
AAAAGAGUAAGAUACUCAUUUUCUGUUCAGUACGGCAUAUAAACAACAACUUAUCGGACUAUGAAAUUUCAUCCAAAAAAUAUUUUUAAUAUUUCUGACAUAAAGAAGAGUGUUCUUAAGUAUGGAUUAGUUGUACUUAACAGACCAAUUCUUCUACAUAAAGAACUUGUUAAAGUUUUGUGGAAUCAUUCAUCUAUUAAUAUCACAGUCGAUGGAGGAACUAAUCGUUGGCUUUCAUGGAUAAUUGAAAAUGAAUUAGAAGAAAAGAUGAAGCCACCGUGCUUUAUAACAGGAGACAUGGACUCUUGUCAUUCAGAAACAUUAAAAUAUUUCAAUAAGACAAAAGUCAUAAGCACACCUGAUCAAGAUGCCACAGAUUUUACAAAAGCACUUAAUGUCCUGGAUUCCUUCGUUAAUAAACUCGAAUUGUCACACAUUGUCGUUAUUUGUGAGACUUCAGGACGAUUUGAUCAAAUCAUCGCCAAUAUCAACACACUGUUUGAGAACAAUCAGAAACCUAAAGAAAUAGUCCGUCCUGUUUAUAUUUUAACCUCUAAUAGUGUCACAUGGCUACUUCCACCAACAUCCAUCAAUUCAAUGCAUGAAAUUCACAUUCCUAUUAAUGUUAAGAACCAAUGGUGCUCUCUUAUUCCUAUUGCCAAUUCAGCUAUCGUGACAACGAGUGGACUAAAGUGGAAUUUAGAUCAUAAUAAAAUGGAGUUUGGUGGGAUUGUAAGCACAAGUAAUAAGUAUGAUGAUCAAUUAGAUGUUGUUAAAAUAGCCACAGACUCGAUAUUAAUUUGGUCGAUGGGAGUUCAGAAUGAAGACUAAACUCGAAUUAGGAAUUGACAAAGGAAUCAAAAGAAUUGAUUUUUGGAUUGUCUUGGAUUAUAUUUUCUAGAGGUGAUCAAUCUAUAUUGUACCUCAUAUCAUGAUAAUUGUAAUUUGACUACUACAAAGGCAUGUAAUGUCUCCUUUCGUCCAAAAACUAUUAGUACUACUUAUUAGAAAAACAUCAGUGAUCUCUGUAGACUAUAAUGAUGAAUGGCAGUUUUAUAGCAAGUCCUCAAUUUUAGCAAAUGAUUUUGGAACUG